This is a messenger RNA of Oryza sativa Japonica Group (Japanese rice), 1512 nucleotides long. NCBI's taxonomy places the organism in Eukaryota, Viridiplantae, Streptophyta, Magnoliopsida, Poales, Poaceae. The record is from RefSeq and is a predicted model, not a curated record.
CCAGUUGCUCAGGCUUCUCAACCUUAGCUAGCUCGAUCUCCCUAUAAAUACUCCUGCUCAUUACCACAACGAGCAAGCGAUCGACGGAGCGAGCGAGCUAGCCAGCCAGUGUUAGAGCUUGAGCUGCUUGUUCUUCUUCUACCUCCUGCACUCGCGUGCUGCACAAGUAGCUCAGCUAGAUAGAGCGUCAGAAAUGGCCAGCAACAACUCGAGAACAAACUCCAGGGCGAACUACUCCAACGAGAUCCACGAUCUCUCCACGGUGCAGAACGGCACCAUGCCUACCAUGUACUACGGCGAGAAGGCCAUCGCCGACUUCUUCCCUCCUCACCUCCUCAAGAAGGUCGUGUCGGAGGUGGUGGCCACGUUCCUGCUGGUGUUCAUGACGUGUGGGGCGGCAGGGAUCAGCGGCAGCGACCUGUCUCGCAUAUCGCAGCUGGGACAGUCGAUCGCCGGUGGCCUCAUCGUGACGGUGAUGAUCUACGCCGUCGGCCACAUCUCCGGCGCCCACAUGAACCCCGCCGUGACGCUCGCGUUCGCCGUGUUCAGGCAUUUCCCCUGGAUUCAGGUUCCGUUCUACUGGGCGGCGCAGUUCACCGGAGCGAUAUGCGCGUCGUUCGUGCUCAAGGCGGUGAUCCACCCGGUGGAUGUGAUCGGAACCACCACGCCCGUGGGGCCGCACUGGCACUCGCUCGUCGUCGAGGUCAUCGUGACGUUCAACAUGAUGUUCGUCACGCUCGCCGUCGCCACGGACACGAGAGCGGUGGGUGAGUUGGCCGGGUUGGCGGUUGGUUCCGCGGUUUGCAUUACGUCCAUCUUCGCAGGGGCAAUUUCAGGUGGAUCGAUGAACCCGGCAAGGACGCUGGGGCCGGCGCUGGCGAGCAACAAGUUCGACGGCCUGUGGAUCUACUUCCUGGGCCCAGUCAUGGGCACGCUCUCGGGAGCAUGGACCUACACCUUCAUCCGCUUCGAGGACACCCCCAAGGAAGGCUCCUCCCAGAAGCUCUCCUCCUUCAAGCUGCGCCGCUUGCGGAGCCAGCAGUCCAUCGCCGCCGACGACGUCGACGAGAUGGAGAACAUCCAAGUGUGAUAGGACGACGAGAUGUCGUCGAUCGUGUCCUCUUACUCGGAAAAUUACCAGUCGAUCUCGGUCUCGUCAUCACUAGCUACGUCUUUGUGUGUGUUUUGUGUCGUGUCACUGCUGCUUCGUACACGCCGGAGAGAGUUACAUAAAACGCGCGCGCGUGCACGGGGGAGUGGCGCUAGCUUUGGUUGCUUGGUGGUUCGUGUGGGGUACGUAGAUUGCUCGCUCUGUUAAUUCCGGGGCUGGAGCCUGCUAAUUUUGGGCGUGUGCGUGUGCCGCUUGUGCAUCAGUCUCUGCCGUCAAAUUGUGCGUGUGUGCCAGGUGUACUAUCUCUCCAGCAGUUGCUUGUUCCACUUCAAUUCACCCCCAAAGUAAUUAAAAGGAUGUCACGUUCUCUCCCCUAUAUAAAACAUCUGCGACUUUAUAUA